This is a messenger RNA of Vombatus ursinus (common wombat), 1555 nucleotides long. RefSeq names its product G protein subunit alpha transducin 1 (gene GNAT1). Bases 503 to 1555 code for a protein of 350 amino acids. The record is from RefSeq and is a predicted model, not a curated record. Gene Ontology annotation, biological process: adenylate cyclase-modulating G protein-coupled receptor signaling pathway. The transcript has 8 exons. Gene Ontology annotation, molecular function: GTP binding; G-protein beta/gamma-subunit complex binding; GTPase activity. Gene Ontology annotation, cellular component: heterotrimeric G-protein complex. Lineage: Eukaryota; Metazoa; Chordata; Mammalia; Diprotodontia; Vombatidae.
ACUAUGUACAAAGCAUUGUGCUAAGGGCUCAGGACACACAUAGAAAAGACAAUCCCUUCGUCAAUGUCAGUGGCGGGGAGGCUUCUCUCUCUGGGAUUGAGAAGGAAGAUGCUUUAACUCCCUUGGCCCCCAGAUUGGAGGUAAGGGGGGAAAGCACAGAGUCAGCUUGUCAGGGAUUGGGGACAGGGCCACUGCCUGAUUAUGACUGCGGAAGGAGGGGGACAGGGGCUCUCCUGAGCCGGAUUCACCUGUCCUUGGCCCUGAUUGGUUCCCAGGCAGCCCCUUUGCCCCUAAAUCCCACUAAGUAGUCCUCCACUGGAGGGAGGUAUGGAAGGGCCCCGCUCACUCUAUCUUCGAACUUCCUGGGACCAAGAGGGUAUCAGGGAAGAGGGCCAGGGGCCCCGGGCUAAGCCCGAGGUUUGAAGGUCCCGUCUCCUCAGAAGAGUUUGGUCCACAUUUUCCACCCUUCAGCCCACCCACUUCCCCCAGCCCUGCCAAGAAGAUGGGGGCUGGAGCCAGUGCUGAGGCGAAGCACUCAAGGGAACUGGAAAAGAAACUGAAGGAAGAUGCAGAGAAAGAUGCCAGGACAGUGAAGCUGCUUCUGCUGGGGGCUGGUGAAUCUGGAAAAAGCACCAUCGUUAAACAGAUGAAAAUUAUCCAUCAAGACGGUUACUCCCUGGAGGAGUGCCUGGAGUUUAUUGCCAUCAUUUAUGGCAACACGCUGCAGUCUAUUCUGGCCAUUGUCCGGGCUAUGACAACCCUCAACAUCCAGUACGGAGACUCAGCCAGACAAGAUGAUGCAAGGAAGCUAAUGCAUAUGGCAGACACCAUUGAGGAGGGCACAAUGCCCAAGGAGAUGUCUGACAUCAUUCAACGGCUGUGGAAGGACUCCGGCAUCCAGGCCUGCUUUGACAGAGCCUCUGAAUACCAGCUCAACGACUCUGCAGGAUACUACCUCUCAGACCUGGAGCGGCUGGUGACCCCUGGUUAUGUGCCCACGGAGCAGGACGUACUGAGGUCCCGAGUCAAGACAACAGGCAUCAUUGAGACCCAAUUCUCCUUCAAGGACCUCAACUUCAGAAUGUUUGACGUGGGAGGCCAACGUUCCGAGAGGAAAAAAUGGAUACACUGCUUCGAAGGCGUCACCUGCAUCAUCUUCAUUGCGGCUCUCAGUGCCUACGACAUGGUGCUGGUGGAAGAUGAUGAAGUGAACCGGAUGCAUGAGAGUCUUCACCUGUUCAACAGCAUCUGUAACCAUCGGUACUUUGCCACAACAUCCAUUGUCUUGUUCCUUAACAAAAAGGACGUUUUCACCGAGAAGAUUAAGAAGGCUCAUCUCAGCAUCUGCUUCCCUGACUAUGAUGGCCCCAACACCUACGAGGAUGCGGGGAACUACAUUAAGGUACAGUUUCUGGAGCUGAACAUGCGGCGAGACGUGAAGGAGAUUUACUCGCACAUGACGUGCGCCACAGAUACCCAGAACGUCAAGUUCGUCUUCGACGCGGUCACCGACAUCAUCAUCAAAGAGAACUUGAAGGACUGCGGCCUCUUCUGA